This is a messenger RNA of Acanthoscelides obtectus, 5613 nucleotides long. Lineage: Eukaryota; Metazoa; Arthropoda; Insecta; Coleoptera; Chrysomelidae. The record is from the annotation of a GenBank genome assembly.
UGCUACGCCACCAACUAGAAAAAUGUCAAGCGCAGGAACCAGGAACGCCGCCUACUUUUCUCAUUCUGCCGGUCAGUGACCAAACUAAACUACGUGUAAUGCGGCCAAACAAGCUAUGCAAGCUUGCCGUCAUUUUCACAAAGAUUUUUCCGGUUUAUUUAUAAUUUUUCGUUGAACUUGGGCAGUGCACCGUGUUCGAAAAUACACCGGUCGUGACUUUUUUUCGUACUUAGUAAAGUGUAGGCGCUGUGUGCCACUUUGCACACCUGAGGACGUCCCAGACUAUCAUAGCAGGCGUUGUCUACUCAAAAGUGCAGAUUGACAUGUACAGAUGUUUUGAUACUGUUUUAUAAAUAUCCACUUCUGUUUUGUUUUGUAUUAUUAUCUGUAUAGUGUGAGAUAUUUAGAAUUCCAGAGGACUUUGUUUGUUUGAAAUAGGAAAAUGUUCAAGUUUAUAAAAGCUAAAGGCCCUCAUCAGACGGCUGAAAGACAGAAGCUACAAAAGGAGCUAUUUUCUUAUAGAAGGACGCUCCAGCAUGGCUUCCCUCACAAACCAUCAGCAAUGGCGUGGGAUCCCACCCUGCGUCUUCUGUGUGUGGGCACCGCCACAGGGGCUGUUAAAGUGUUCGGGCGUCCAGGGGUUGAAUUUUACGGCCAACACAGAGAACCAGUUCCGGUCACACAGCUGUGUUUCCUGCCUAGGAGAGGAAGGGUGGUGGCGCUGUGUGAUGACAACUCGUUGCAUCUCUGGGAAGUGAACAGAAGUUCGCUAGUUGAAGUUAAGUCACAAGCACUGGAAGGCAAGUUGAAGAAGAUAUCAACAAUGUGUUUGGAGUCUGCGGGCAAACACUUGUUGUUGGGCACUGAAGGCGGAAAUAUCUACCUACUGGAUCUAAAUACCUUCACUAUGACUCCAGACAUAAUCUACCAAGAUGUUGUAAUGCAAAAUGUUCCCCAAGACUACAAGCUGAACCCAGGAGCUGUAGAAGCAAUAUAUGAGCAACCAGACAAUCCGAACAACAUUUUGAUAGGGUACAACAGGGGAUUGAUCGUCCUUUGGAAUAGGAGCGAAAAUACGGCCGUUAAAACCUUUAUUUCUAAUCAACAGUUGGAGUCGCUUUGCUGGAAAGAGGAUGGAAGGCAUUUUAUCAGUUCACACAACGACGGUAGUUACAUGGAAUGGGACAUUGACCAAUCUGAGAAACCCUGCGGAGAACCGGUCACAACAUACGGUCCAUAUUCAUGCAGAGCAAUACCAAAGCUCCUGACCAGGACUCUCAACGAUGAUCAACUGCUUGUUUUCUCAGGAGGUCUUCCUAGAGCUACAUAUAGCGACAAAUACACCGUAUCUGUGAUUCAUGGAGAAAAACAUGUGGCUUUUGAUUUCACCAGUAAAAUUGGUGUGAACGGAAGUUCAGAUAACGAUAGUGAGGAAGAACAGUUUGGGAAUAAGGUGAUAGAUUUUCUUUUAAUAGACUCCAGAAGCUCGGAAGAAUCAGAAGAUGGAGAUAAUGAAGAAACGGACAAUCAAAAUUUGGCGAAUGGAGAUACGAAAGGAGAGCCCGAAGCACUGAUAGUUUUGGCCGAAGAAGAAAUAGUAGCUAUCGACUUGAGAGAUGAAACAUGGAAGAUGAUCAGUCUACCAUAUCUGGUGUCUAUCCAUGCAUCUGCUGUUACCUGCACCCACUAUGUCUCGGGCAUACCAGAAGAGUUGUGGGAGCACAUAAAAGAUGCAGGCAAAGCCCAAACAGGUCACCUAUAUUCUGGUCGAAAGUGGCCCAUCGAUGGCGGCAAGUUGUUAUGUCAAAAAGGUGAUGCUGCACCACCGAGAGAUCUACUGCUAACGGGUCAUGAAGAUGGAACUGUCCGAUUUUGGGAUGCAGGUGGUAUCACUAUGACAUGCUUGUAUAAAUUUGCAACAGCGCAAUUCUUCGCAGGAGACGAUAUUGAAGAGGUGCAUCCAGACGCCGAGGAUAUGGAAGAAGAAUGGCCGCCUUUCCGUAAAGUCGGCAUUUUCGACCCAUAUUCCGACGACCCCCGAUUUGCCAUCAAGAAGGUCGUUCUGUGCCCGCUGUCCGGAACUCUGGUGGUAGCUGGUACUGCAGGACAGAUCGUCAUCGCCAAAUUCGAUACAGAAGUGUUAGACGGACCUUUGAAAUUGGCAUCGAUGAACAUCGUUAAUGACAGAGACGGAUUCGUGUGGAAGGGGCAUAGUCAGCUGGCACCAAAACAAGGCAAUAUCCACCAGCCACGGGGCUUCCAAGCGACAUCUGUUCUUCAACUGCACCCCCCAGCAGCUGUCACGUGUUGUGUUCUGCAAGCUGAUUGGGGCUUAGUUGCUGCCGGAACCGCACAUGGAUUGGCUCUUCUUGAUUACGUCAAAAAUAAACCAGUCAUGGUCAAAUGUACGCUUAACCCUAAUGACUUGACCGGAGCAGGUGACACCCCGAUCUCCCGGCGCAAAUCCUUCAAAAAGUCCCUCCGCGAGUCCUUCCGCAGACUGCGCAAAGGUCGGUCGCAACGCAGGGCGGCCGGUGACAAGCCCCCCGUUGCAGCCUCCUCCCCCGUGGUCUCUCCGCCCGCGAAAAAGUCCCCCCAAGCGGCACAGGAGUUCGGAGUGGAGCCUAAACCGGUAGAGAGGCAGAUUGAAGCGAGGCCGUGUGAUGACGCUAUGGGAUCGUUCGUCAGAUGUUUAUACUUCGCUAGGACGUUCCUAGUUAGCGUGCAAAACACGAAUCCAACAUUGUGGGCCGGAACGAACAAUGGAACAGUGUACGCGUUCACCAUAACGGUGCCGUCAUCUUCGAAACGAGAUACGGAUGACGUAGUUUGCCAUCUGGCCAAGGAGAUACAACUGAAGCAUAGAGCGCCUGUGAUAGCGAUAGCUGUAUUGGAUGGUGCCAAUCGACCGUUACCAGAACCCCUUGAGGUGGAAAAGGGUGUAUCACCUCUUCCAGAUACGACGCAAGCACAUAGGGUGAUCAUAGCCUCAGAGGAACAGUUCAAAAUAUUCACGCUGCCCUCUCUUAAACCGUUCUGUAAAUAUAAACUCACUGCUCACGAAGGAGCAAGGGUGAGACGAAUGUCAUUCGCGACGUUCACUUGUACAGUAGACAAUACGCAACAUUCCGAAGUAGAUCUUCUAUGUCUGACAAAUAUGGGCGAUUGUCUAGUUCUGAGCAUUCCAGAUUUGAAGAGACAACUUAAUGCGGCGGCUAUCAAGAGGGAAGACAUCAACGGCAUUUCCUCUUUGGUCUUCACUAAAGACGCCCAAGCCCUAUACCUGCACUCUUCAUCCGAAUUGCAACGCGUAUCGCUGUCGGCGACCAACAUCACGAUGGCGCGUUGUUACUUGCCGCUACCAGAGGGCGUUGUCGCGGGGGACCAAGACGAUGAAGCCGGCGAAGAGAGAGGAAUUGAUGUGUCGGGGGACGGGCACCAACAGAUCAUGGUGAACGGCAACGCGAGUGGUAGUGUAGGAAGCGUCAAUGAUAAGUCUGACGACCAUCGCUCCUCCAACGGCGUCAUGGACACCACCACCGAAGCGCCAUCUCUGAACGCUCACAACGCCACCAUGUCUAGCUCCGCGGGCGACAUCACUAUAGACUCCGUCAAAGAUCAUCUCGGCGGAUCAGGUGAGGACAUUGCGAAACGAUUGGCAGGCAUCACCUCCUUAACGGUCACUAAGACCACCACAAUGAUCGGUAAUAGUAGUAGCGCGGUGCAUACACAGGAGUCCAGCAGUGUUGUCACGUCUACGCAGGUUGUCGCUAUCGGCAAUGGAGAAGAGAUGCAGGAAGACAUUAUAGAAAAUAUGAAGGACGGAUCUGGAGCAAACUUAGAGAUUAAGGACAUCCAAGUAAGUGAUCUCCUUCUACGCGCUCCUCUGGCACUAGCCGAAGACGAUCCGUAGAACCAAGAAAAAUAGUACGGUCAAUAAAGAUGAAUAAAAUUGCCAUAUCAACGUGAUCAGUAUUUCGCAUUGACGGUCUAUUUUUCUUUUGUCCAUUUCAUUAUUUUUGUGUAUAUUUUGCGCUUUUUUAGUUCGUAGCACCAAGUGAUUAUAUAUUUUGUUAGAAAAAUUUACAGUCGUUAUAAAAAUAUUCUAUGGCAUAUAUGGCAUUGCAUCCAGGAUAAAAUCAUCCUUAGUAAAAAUAAUGCUUAAAGUUCGCUUUAGUAGUAUAAAAUUUACACUUUUUAGACAAAUAAUAUUAGUUAAACUAGUUACAGAUUGUUUUGAGGGGCAGGCAUUUCGUGAAAACAGUAUCUGUCAAAUGUCACAAAGCAUUUUCCAAAGAAUUACCAAGUUUAUCCUACAGAGGAACAUGUUACAUAUUUACUUUACUAAAGUAGUUUGUUUAACAGCAACUGCAGACUUAGAAUCCAAGAGCAGAUAUCAAGCAAAUAUGGAGGACACUUAUGGCCAUGUAUUGAUUUUCAAAAAGAUAAACAUAUCUUAUAUAAUAGUUUUGAGAUUUGAUCUUUAAUCCCCGUACUUAUGCGUUUACUUAUUAUCCUCAAAAAUGAAUUUAUCCUGGAUCUAAAAUAUGCGCCAAUUGCUUUUCAAGGAAAAAUUUCCUUACCUUUGUUCUUUUGUACAGGGUGUUAAUAACGAUGAUUUCAUUUUAAAUAACGUCCGUGGUAUCAAAAACUUUAUUACACUCUCCUAAAGCCCUAAUGAUACAUAAGUUAGUUAUAAGGGCAGAUUUUGCUAGAUCGAAUCCGAAUGUGUGAAACACCCUGUAUUAUAUUCACGCCCUAUUACCCAUUUAUCCACUUGAAGUAUUUUAGAUGUACUUACUUUUUAGGUAUGUAAGGUAAAAUUUCGGGACCAUGUUCUUUGAUUCCCAACAAAACUGUUACAAAAAAAACCCAAACAGUCGAAAAUUCGAAAUGCUGUUCAAGUUUUUUAUAGCUAGGUUUACGAGAUUUUUAUACGGACAGUGUUAAGCAGUUUUUAAUAUAUCCAACAACUUCAUGUUUUAUAUGUUUUUUAACUGUUAAUAAAGUGCAAACGUAUAGUUGGUAGUAUUUUAAAUUCGCGUUUCUUUUUUUUUCAUGAGCUAAUUAUCAAGUCGAGAAAAAUUUUCUGAAAAUUAAACCAUAAAGUGCUACAGACUGCAUAUUGUACUUAAAUCAAUUUUCACAAAUCAAAACUGAAAAAAACACUAUUAUGAGAUAAUUAUGGAACUACAGAGCAACGCGUCACAAUUUUACUUACAUUUGUUUGCCUAUGUUUGUACCACUCUCUAGUACCAAGGAGUUAUAGAUUUGAAACAGUUUUUCUAUUAGUUUUUCUUCGACUUUGAAAUUAGCGUACCUAUAAGCGGCCUGAGAAAGUUUUCUAUUGUAUUUUCAACAGAAUUUGCUAGGAAAUGAUCGUGAAUGCAGCUUUUUCUACAAAAAUGAAGUUAUUAAUAAAAAUGGUGGUGGUUAUGGAGUGUGAAUGUGUGAGCAAAAGUUUGUCUACUGUUCUAUUAACAAACAAAAUAUGGUCUUAUGUUUUGUUGGAAUAUGUUUUAUAUUAUUAUCGCAUUUUGUUAGAAAUAUAUAUUUAUCGAUUAUUUCACAUGACAGAACAUCACUAAAAUACAUUUUUUAUUGUACCCCGAG